ACGACUGGUUGUCGGAGCGGAUGGCUGGUUCUUAUUCCUCUAUUGGUUUGUGGAGAGGAGAGCGCGACCCCUCCCCUUCGCCAUAUCUCUCCCUUCUCUUCUCUCUCCUUGUCCUCGUCUCCAUCUCCUUUAUUACGAUCGCCAAGAGAGGCGUGGGAAUGUCGGCGGCAGUGCUGGAGGCUCGGUGACGCCGGCCCCCGCCGGAUGGAUUACGAGGGCAGCGUAGGAAGAAUCCAAAUCCACAGCGGCGGCAUCGGAAGGGCCGUCGCGUCUAUGGCAACUGAGGCGUCAUCGUCAGCCGUUGCCACCGACAUUGAUGACGAGACAAUGUGGCAAAUGAAUUUGAGGCAAAGUGAUUCCAUGGAGUCCGGACCAUACCCUGAGCGUCCCGGUGAGCCAGACUGUGCUUAUUACAUCAGGACUGGCCUUUGUAGAUUUGGGAUGACCUGCAGAUUCAGCCACCCUCCCAAUAGGCAGCUGGCUCUUGCUGCUGCAAGGAUCAAGGGAGGUUAUCCUGAAAGAAUAGGGCAACCUGAAUGCCAGUAUUAUAUAAAAACAGGGACAUGCAAAUUUGGUGCUACAUGCAAAUUUCAUCACCCGAAAGAUAAGGCUGGAAUUGCUGGAAAAGUUCAAUUAAACAUAUUAGGCUAUCCACUGCGUCCGAAUGAGAAGGAAUGUGCAUAUUAUUUGAGAACUGGUGAAUGUAAGUUUGGAAACACCUGUAAAUUUCACCAUCCACAGCCAUCUAAUGCAAUGGUUUCGUUACGUGGUUCUCCUGUUUAUACUUCGGUGCAUUCUCCAACAACUCCUGGCCAACAAUCCUACCAUGGAACGAUUGCAAACUGGCCCCUGUCAAGAGCUUCUUUUAUUGCCAGCCCUCGAUGGCAAAGCCCUUCAAGCUACCCUCAACUGAUUCUUCCUCAGGGGCUGGUUCAAGUUCCUGGAUGGAAUGCAUAUACUGGACAAUUGGGGUCUGUUUCAUCCCCAGAGAGCCAACAGCAAUCGCCAGUGACAGCUCAAUAUUAUGGCACUUCUCGCCAGAGUGAAACAGGUGCUGGAUCUCAAGGGGCAUACCCUUAUCGAUCUGGAUCCGUCCCUAUGGGUCUGUAUGCAUUGCAGAGGGAUAAUGUAUUUCCUGAAAGACCUGACCAACCUGAGUGCCAGUUCUACAUGAAGACUGGGGAUUGCAAGUUUGGUGCUGUCUGUAGGUUUCAUCAUCCAAAGGAAAGAUUAAUUCCUCCUCCUGAUUGCUUGUUGAGUCCAAUUGGCCUUCCAUUGCGCCCUGGAGAACCAUUAUGCAUAUUUUAUUCUCGGUAUGGAAUAUGUAAAUUUGGUCCAAAUUGCAAAUUCGAUCAUCCUAUGGGAACCGUCACAUACAAUCUUUCAGUGUCACCUACAGCUGACAUCUCAGCUGUUCCUCGUUUAUUGGGGUCCUUCUCAGGAUCACCUGGAUUGACACUCACACCAGAGCUUUCUUUAUCUGAAUCUAGACAAAUGACUUCUGUUGAAGAAAAUUCUGAGGCCGAGGGCUCCCAUACAGCCGGCCAAGUUUCAUCUUUUUCUUAAAUUUACCAGGGAAAUAACUCAUCUGUAAAUAGAGUUCCUGCUGCUGGGGGUGUAUAGUCGUUGAUGACAUCCGAAGAAGCAUUUGCAUGACAAGAAUAUCAAGACUUCCUGAAUACGAAAUGCUUCAUCAUGUAAAUCUGCAUGCAUUUUUAUUCUGAGGGAAAUAAAAAAGAAAUGUCUGUCCUGCUCGUAAGUUCUCCUGCCACUUAUUAAUUGGACUUGUUUUGAGAAAGUCAUUCUGCAAUAUCAAAAUCCUGUGUGCUCUCCCCAGUGAUAGUCUAGAGUAUAUGUGUUGUCUUUUGGAGUCAAUCAUACUUUAAUCUGCAAGUUGCUUCUUGUUUCUCUUUUAUCCUCUGUAUCCUGCGCAUGGGGAAUUUUAUGUUUGUUCCCCACUUAGUCUUUUGUGCUCUGCUGUGCUCCCUCACUCUCAUAGUUACCCGCUAUUGAUUGUACUGAAUAAUGCCCAGACAUUAAUGAUAAUAUAUAGAGAAGGAUCAGAGGGCACUAAGUUAUGGAAUAAACCCCUGUCAUCAAAUGGGAGUGUUUAGCUGCUUCAAAGAGGUACCCUAACUUUUUGGUUCUAUAGGUCAAAUGUCAAUCACAUUCAUGCUUGUGGUACAUCUCUGAUUUGAUUGGUCUAUGGGUUGGUUCAUUCAUUUGACUUGCGAAACACAAGGAUAGAAGGAAUUGCUGCUUUUACCGAACUUAUCAAUUUCCAGGAGGCUGUCAUAACACUGAAGCAUGACUGCAGGUGAACAUUUAGUCGCAAAAGUUUGUAUUUAUGAGGCUUUUGAUGUAAUUGGCACUAUGGUAUAAUUAAACUCUGUUGUGCAUGCUGAUAAAACAUUCUUUCUGACCAAAACUUGCUUGCUGCAAUUUUAUUCAAGUUUUUUUCAUUUGUUAUGCUGUA
Dioscorea cayenensis subsp. rotundata (Guinea yam) is the source of this 2476-nucleotide messenger RNA. RefSeq names its product zinc finger CCCH domain-containing protein ZFN-like. Gene Ontology annotation, molecular function: mRNA binding; metal ion binding. The record is from RefSeq and is a predicted model, not a curated record. Lineage: Eukaryota; Viridiplantae; Streptophyta; Magnoliopsida; Dioscoreales; Dioscoreaceae. The transcript has 7 exons. Bases 205 to 1566 code for a protein of 453 amino acids.